CCGUAAUGUACUGUACAGCGAAACACAAACUGAUGUGUAAAAAUUUUAACAAUAAGUUUGACGCAUUAAUUAGUUAUAUGUAUAUAUAUAAAUGCACCUACUUCUAAAGAAUGAUGUUUGAGUCGAAGAUGGUUUUGUCCAAAUGAAAGGCAAGGGAGAAAGAGGAUGGCAUCCAGAAGUUCUUUUGUAAAAGAUGAUAACUUCUAUAAAAGAGUACUGAACCGAAGCGUUACAAGAUUUAUAGAGGAUCUUGACACAACUUCAAUAUUAGAUUUGCUUUUGGAAAGAGAUUUUCUAUCAUACAGUCAAGUGAGAGAUAUUCAAGAGCUGCCUUUAACUUCAACAAGGGCAAGAGAAAUAUUAUCUAAAGUUGCCUCAAGGGGUGAAAAGGGAUACAGAAUAUUUAAAAAGUUACUGAGAGAGUCAAAGCAAGAACAUUUAGCAGACUAUUUGGGUAGGCAAGAGAUAGAUUUAGAGAAAAAAUUGAUGGCUGAGAAGAAAAAUGAAGAUAAAGGAAAGCAAGUUGAGUUGCAAGUUCCUGCUGCAACUGUAAAGGCUAAUGCAGAAGAAGAGAUAAUCCCAGAUGAUAAAGAAUUAAUAGCCAUUUCAUCCCACAUUGGAAUGAAUUGGGAGAUGAUUGGGCCUUUUCUUGGGGUGCCAUCUACUACUGUUGAUCAGAUAUGUAUGGACAACUCGACAACAAGAAUGAAAAUAUACAGGUUGCUUUAUGUUUGGCGUGGAAUGAAUGGGUCUGAAGCUACGGUGAAAAAUCUUUUGUUGAGUCUGAAAAAUGUUCCAGAUGCUGUAAAUAUCAAUUGGAAAGGUCUUGAAAAAACAGUCAACGAAUUUGGCCAAAAAGAAAGGUAAUGAAUUACUAUCAUCUGUUUAUUUUAAAAACUUUUAUUUCACAGUGGAAAUGUUUACUGUAUCAAAACUAAAAUGAUA
Molecule: messenger RNA, 945 nt
Organism: Ruditapes philippinarum (Manila clam)
Lineage: Eukaryota; Metazoa; Mollusca; Bivalvia; Venerida; Veneridae
Exons: 6
Coding region: 166-867 (233 amino acids)
Biological process (GO): regulation of apoptotic process; signal transduction
Molecular function (GO): protein binding
Source: RefSeq, a predicted model, not a curated record